UGUUUGUGUCUUGCAGACGUCCAGCAGCUGAUCGGUAAUCCAGAAGAAGUUUCCCCUCAGUUAGGGGGGAGCUCCACUUUGAAGCAGGAGACUCCACAACCACCCUGCAUUAAAAAGGAAGAGGAGGAACUCUGCAUCACUCAGGAGGGAGAGUGUCUUCUAGGACGAGAGGAAGCUGAUUACACCAAGUUUCCACUGAGUAUUCUCUCUGUGAAGACUGAAGAUGAUGAAGAGAAACCACAAGUAGACAACCUCUUAGCUCCACUAUCAGAUAGUGAGGCUGAAGACGAGGUUGAAGAACCUUUGAGCAGCGAUAAAGACUGUGAAGGUGAUAUGAGGACUCACACUGACAACAAACACUCUGAAUGCUCUACAAAGAAGAGAGGUAAAACAUGUUUGAGCUGCUCAGUUUGUGCUAAAAGUUUUACUAAAAAGAGCCGUUUGACUCGACACAUGAGAACACACACAGGUGAAAAACCAUUCAGUUGUCCAGUUUGUAGCAAAAGCUUUUCCCGAAAUUGUGGUUUGACUAAACACAUGAGAACACACACAGGUGAAAAACCAUUCAGUUGUUCAGUUUGUGGCGAAAGCUUUUCUCGAAAUUGUGGUUUGACCGAACACAUGAGAACACACACAGGAGAAAAACCAUAUAAGUGUUCAGAUUGUGGCAAAAGCUUUUCUAUUAAGAGCAUAUUGACUCGACACAUAAGAACACACACAGGUGAAAAAACAUGUUCUUGUUCAGUUUGUGGCAAAAGCUUUUCUCGAAAUAUCAAUUUGACUCACCACAUGAGAACACACACAGGUGAAAAACCAUUUAGUUGUUCAGUUUGUGGCAAAAGCUUUUCUCGAAAUAUCAAUUUGACAUACCACAUGAGAACACACAGGUGAAAAAAAUUUUAAGUGUUCAGUUUGUGGCAAAAGCUUUUCUGUUAAGGGCAAUUUGACUAAACACAUGAGAACACACCCUACAGAAAAACCAUUUAGUUGUUCAGUGUGCUGUAAAAGGUUCCCACAUAAUGUAGACACAGUAAGACACU
This is a messenger RNA of Nerophis lumbriciformis (worm pipefish), 1040 nucleotides long. NCBI's taxonomy places the organism in Eukaryota, Metazoa, Chordata, Actinopteri, Syngnathiformes, Syngnathidae. The record is from RefSeq and is a predicted model, not a curated record.